AUGUCAGAACCCCAAACCAAGCUCGUCGAUGAUCUUAUGGAUAAAAAUUUGAACGAUGAAGGCGAAAAUACACUUAUUGAGGAAGAGGAACUUCCUCUUACAACGCCCACACCAGUAGAGGCCAACCAACCUUCCGUCACCAGGACUACCGGGGGAAAUGCCGAUAAUUCAACUGUAGGUACUGCUAACAAUAACAGAAGCAGUAGAGCAACAACAGCAUUGCAAGAAACCGAUAAUCAACCUCUCCAACUCACCGGCGAUUUAAGAACUCUGAAAGAUGCUUUUCCUAAUCUCGAACUUGACAUAAUUGAAACCAUCUUGAACAGUCAAGGCGGCAAUGUGAAUGCUGCGUUUGAUGUUUUGCUGGGCAUGUCAGAUCCUUCUUAUAAACCCGACCCACAAGAGACAGAAAACUUGGAGCGGUUGCGCCAAGACGAAGAGUACGCAAAACAGUUGGCGCGAGAAAGUACUGCACAGUAUAAACAGCAAGUCAAUGCACAGAGGCAGGCGCAGCUCCAACAACAACAGCGUCAAGAAGAACAGGAACAGCAGCAGCCUCUAUUCAAUCUGCAAGAGGAUUUGCCCAUGCUGAAAGAGAAAGUGAUGGAAUUUGGUACAGCUGCCAAGAAUAAAAUCACGAACUUUUAUAACCAGUUUAUGGCUGGAUCUUCUGACCAACCGCAUCCAGAGCAGCAGCAACAACAACAGCCAUUUAGGGGGAGUAGCUUGGAGGCUAGAAUGGGUAAUUUGAGUUUAUCAAAUGACGAAAGACAACCUCGACAACAACCAUUAGCCCAAAAUGCUCAAAGAGAAUCAGUGAACUUAUAUGAAUGGGAUGGAAGAGAAGAGGAUAUACAACCACAAGCCAAGACCUCGACUCCUGCAGAACAACUUCUAUCUGAUGAAGAUUUCGCUAGGCAGUUGGCUCGCAAAGAUGCGGUUGCACAUGCGUCCAACAACUCUCAAACAGCUCCCCAAAGUACAACAGAUAAAUCAGCCAAUGCAGCAGCAGUAACGUCAAAAACAACGGAAUCUACUAUAGGAAGUGCAAAAGCCGAAGGUGAUUCACUAAAUAAAGGUAAACCGUAUACCAUCUCUGAUAUUAGCGACGGUAAUGCCGAUGAUGAUUUAGACGAUCUAUUUGAUAAAAAAGAAUCCAAUAUUGAUUCAACAUCUGAAGAUGGUGAUCACAAACUAACUAAUAGAAAAGAGUAA
Messenger RNA from Mycotypha africana, 1215 nucleotides. RefSeq lists its product as uncharacterized. Gene Ontology annotation, molecular function: ubiquitin conjugating enzyme binding; ubiquitin binding. Gene Ontology annotation, cellular component: cytoplasm. Gene Ontology annotation, biological process: ubiquitin-dependent protein catabolic process. The record is from RefSeq and is a predicted model, not a curated record. Bases 1 to 1215 code for a protein of 404 amino acids. NCBI's taxonomy places the organism in Eukaryota, Fungi, Mucoromycota, Mucoromycetes, Mucorales, Mycotyphaceae. The transcript has 7 exons.